AUGUCCUGCAAAACCCUUUUUAUGCGUGUAGUUAUUGCAUUAAGUUAUAUUGUAACUACUUCCAUCGUAGCUCAACUUUUGACAUUGUACACUAGUUUAGGUGUUGUGUAUAAUGUGAGUUGUGGAGCAUUUUGUGCUCUAACUUAUCAUAAGCUACUUGAAUGGAUAGUAUAUUGUUGUCCAAUGAGUUUUUCAUACGGAGAAGCUUCUAUAGUUGUUCAAUGCAUCAUUCUAUUUUUUGUUACUGCCAUAACUAAUAUACUUGCUCCAUUUCAGCUACGUUCAUGCUUCGGUUUAUUUACAAUAACUCUUCAGUUUGGGAUUGCUAAUUUAUCAAUUCUAGCAUUGUCCGUUUACAAGAUCAAAAAAUUACGUUCCGCGAGAGCUUUUUACUUGGCCCUCGGUACCACUGCUAUUAUGAUCGUAUUACCUUUACAUUUGGUACUCAAUGGAAGUCCCAUUUUAAAAAUUAUUCAGUGGAUCAUCAGGGAUUGGCAUACGAUAUUGCUUCUAUUGUAUUGGGUGUGUUGUUCUGUUUUUGCUGUAGUAUUUGUUUACAUCCAAAUUAUGAGUAAUUCAAAAGCGUCAACUUCCAUCAGAAAAAAUUUUCAUCUACUCGCGUGCCUCGUUUACGUUCCUGGAUUGGUACAAGACCCAUGUUUGCUGUUUUUAGCAAGUGGUGUAGCAUUUGCCGCCUUUGUCCUAUUGGAGACCAUGCGUAUCGCUAAAAUUCCGCCUCUAAAUGCUGCUCUUCAAAACGGGUUUAGCGUUUAUUCAGACGAAAAAGAUGAAGGACCUAUUGCUUUUACUCCAAUUUAUUUGUUGGUUGGAUGUUCUUUACCGCUAUGGAUUCACCCCAAACCUGAUAUAAAGAGCUUGUUACCCUUAAUGUCGGGUAUCCUAUCUAUUGGAAUAGGAGAUACGGCUGCUAGUGUUGUAGGAUCAAGAUUCGGACGUCACAAAUGGAAAGGUACUCAAAAAAGUAUUGAGGGUUCAAUUGCUUGUUUUUUUUCCCAAAUGUUCUGUUUCCUAGGGCUGAAAUAUGUGGGUUUGGUUUGCAAUGCAAAUCUUAUAAUGCCAAUUAUAGGUAUUGGUGUUACAACUCUCGUUGAAGCAAAAACUGAUCAAGUUGAUAAUUUAGUACUACCUUUAAUAUUGUAUGUAUUUCUGCUAUUUUCGACUUAAAAUAUUAUUUAAAAUUGUUAAUUGUAUAUGAGUUAUGGGUAUAUAAUUUAUAAUACACCAGUGAAAUAAAUAUUUGUAAAAAUG
Messenger RNA from Daktulosphaira vitifoliae (grape phylloxera), 1269 nucleotides. RefSeq names its product dolichol kinase (gene Dolk). The transcript is spliced from 7 exons. The coding region runs from base 1 to 1185 and encodes 394 amino acids. The record is from RefSeq and is a predicted model, not a curated record. Gene Ontology annotation, molecular function: dolichol kinase activity. Gene Ontology annotation, biological process: dolichyl monophosphate biosynthetic process. Gene Ontology annotation, cellular component: endoplasmic reticulum membrane. Lineage: Eukaryota; Metazoa; Arthropoda; Insecta; Hemiptera; Phylloxeridae.